CUUUGUGAAGUACAUCUCAUACGGAUUACUAAAAAUGGCAUUCAAAUUCGCAGUCUUCGCCGCCAUCGUGGCCGUGGCCAACGCCGUCGCAAUCGGAUACCCAGGAGCUUACCCAGGCGCCUACCCAGCUGCCUAUCCCGGAGUUGCCAAGGUCGCCGCUCCUCUGGCCUACCCAGCCGUCGCCAAGGUUGCCGCCCCAGUUCUGGCCAAGGCCGUCGACGAUUACGAUCCCAACCCACAGUACAGCUACAGCUACCACAUUGCCGAUGCCCUGACCGGAGACAACAAGGAACAGCAGGAAUCCCGCUCCGGAGAUGUUGUGACCGGAUCUUACUCCCUGGUUGAACCCGAUGGCACCCGUCGUGUUGUCGAAUACACUGCCGAUCCCGUCAACGGAUUCAACGCCGUCGUCCACCGUGAGCCACUCGCCGUCAAGGCCGUCGCCCCAGUUGCCAAGAUUGCCGCCCCUCUGGCUUACCCAGCCGUCGCUAAGGUUGCCGCCCCUCUGGCCUACCCAGCUGCCCAUGUCGGAUACGGAGCUGCCUACCCAGCUGCCCAUUUGGGAUACCCAGCCUACGGAAAGGCCAUCGUCGGUUAAAUUUCUGAACCAAACCGGACCAAACCUACACCGUAAACUUUCCUUUUCCUCCAUCCCACUGCUCCUUGUAAAGUCAUUAGUUUAAAUUCUAUUUAUUUAUUUUUCUUGUUUUACUUUGAACGUAAGCACUCUCAACUUUCCCCACAUCUUCUCACGCCUAGUUCUCCAACUAUCAAAUGACUUUUCCAAGUUAUUCCGAGUUCAGCAGAACGAUGUACAAAAGAAAAAAAAUAGUGUGUUGUAAAUACAAAAACAAACCAUCUGCUUGAGCCGAGCUCAAGCAUGAGAAAAGGUAGUAACCAACGCCUUGACUGUGUGACUUAAAACGAGUGUAAAUUGUUCUAGUUAUAAGAAGACGAAAAAAAAGCAAUCGCAACGUGGU
Uranotaenia lowii is the source of this 980-nucleotide messenger RNA. RefSeq names its product larval cuticle protein A3A-like. Bases 35 to 598 code for a protein of 187 amino acids. Gene Ontology annotation, cellular component: extracellular matrix. NCBI's taxonomy places the organism in Eukaryota, Metazoa, Arthropoda, Insecta, Diptera, Culicidae. The record is from RefSeq and is a predicted model, not a curated record. The transcript is spliced from 3 exons.